Messenger RNA from Rotaria sordida, 1944 nucleotides. NCBI's taxonomy places the organism in Eukaryota, Metazoa, Rotifera, Eurotatoria, Philodinida, Philodinidae. The record is from the annotation of a GenBank genome assembly.
AUGAAUUUACCAAUUGAACCAACAAAAACACAACUUUCAUCUAAUUUAACAACAUCUCGUUCAAAAUCUAAUAGUAUUUCAUCAUCAUCUGCAAUAAAAAUUCGUCCAUGGAUACGUCAAGUUGAUAAACAUAUUUGGCGUGCUAUUGAUUUUUUACAUAUUAUUAUUAUGUUCUUUUCAUUUUAUACAGCUAUUAUUAUUGCCAUCUUACGAAAUGAAUUACUUGAACAAUGUCCAUUGUAUGCUAAACUUUAUCUUCUUGAUAAUGCAACACAUUUUUCUACCGAAACAAUCGAUCGACAAACUGUAUGGGGUGAUGUUUAUACAUGUGAAUUUGCAUCGUUUGCUUAUCUUUCUGCAUUUGUUCUUUCAUUUAUUUCACUUUGGAUUCAUAUUGCUUUUCGACGAGUUGUUCGAACAGAACGUUUAUUACGUUUACCUAUUGGAUUAUGUAUAUUAAUAUUUGCUUUAAUAACACUUAUUGCAACAGCAAUUGUUACUGAUGGUGUUAUUAAAUUUUGUUUAAAUAGUCAAACAAAUAUUUGUUCAUCAACAGGUGCAACAAUAUUUAGUCGAUCAAGAUGGAAAAUUCUUAGUUUACCUGUUGGUGGAUGGUUAACAACUUUAUCUAUACUAUUAAAUGUAUUUGUUCGUGGAAUUCAACUUUUUUCUAAACCAAAAAAAUCACCUGAAACAUUGAAAUUACUUCUUAAUCAAUUAAUGGCACAUCGACAUCAACUUAAAAAUGAAAAAGAGACUAGUGAACAUGAAUCUCAAAUUUCACGACAAUCAACAGAUAGAAGUCGUUCACAGUCUUUACAUCGAUAUCCUCCAAUGAAUUAUACUUAUAAUCGAGAAUUUUCUCCUGAACUUUAUCCAUAUUAUUAUCCUUCAAUUCCUCAAUAUCGUCAAAUAGAAAAACGUUCACGAUUUCAACGUAUAUGUUGUCCAUGUUUUCAUCGUUGUUGUCGUCGUCGUUCUCGUCCUCGUCCUCGUCCUCGUCCUCGUCAUCAAUCUUUUCAUGAAUCAUAUCGACCAUUUACUAUUCCAGAAGAAUAUUUUCAUCGUUUAAAUCAUCUUAAACAAAAUGGAACAGUUCCAACAAAUUUAUGUUAUCGUCAUUCAAUGUAUUAUCCUGUUGAACAACAAACACAAACAGAUUUAAUUUCAGAACGAAAAAGUAUGGAUGAAACAAGUGAAAUACCAUUUAUAGGACGACGUCGAAGUUCAGUUCGAUUUGAAGAUGAAAUACCAUUAGUUAAAAUUCCUGAUGAAUCAUCAACAUCAUCAAAAAUUGAAACUAGUUCCAUUAAGAAUGAAGAAAAUGAAGAAACAAUAAAUCCAAUAAUAUCUGAUAAUCAUCUUGAACGAAAUGUAUCAUUUCGUAAUAAUGAAGAUGAUCUUUGGACAACUAUUACAAUUAAUACAGAACAAUCUGUACCUAUUCAAUCAAGUCAUUUCAAUAGAGUAUCUUUAGAAAAUUUAUCUAUUGUUGAUACAUCUAUGUCAAAUUGUAAUAAUUGUAUCACUUCUAUUCAUAUUAAUAGCAAACCUUCUGAAUCAAUAUCAUCUGAAAGUGUUGAACAAGAUAUUAUAUCUCCAUCUGAACCAUAUUUAAAAGCAAAACAACAUCGUUCUCCAAUAAUAAAUCGUUAUAAAUCACUUCCAUCAUCUUCUUCACGAUCUGAUACACCAUCAAGUGAAGAUGAUAUUGAUUUACAUAAUAUAAAACCUGUUGAAGAAAUUCAUGCUAUUGUAACAGAUAAAUAUAAUUAUAAUAAUCUAUCACAAGCAUUAAAAUCUAAUGUUGAACGUUUAAAAAAUACUUUUACUCAUGUUCAAGAAAAUCAAUCUCAUUAUGAUAAACCAAAAAAUAUUCGUACAACAUUAUCAUCAAAAUCUUUUCAAAAUUCUAAUAUUAAAAAUCAUUCGAGUGAUUGUUAA